AAUCCCAAUCUCAGUAACACAGAAGCAGCACGAAACAGUUGACUACCGCCUUGACUUGAUUUCUCCGUGUGGACAAACCCAACAGCAGCACAAUGAGGCUCAUCUGCUGCUGCGUUGCUUUGCUGCUGCUCAUCUUCAUACCCAAUCCGUGUCAAGGAGGCAAUAUCUUGGUCUUUCCUAUUGAAGGCAGCCACUGGAUAAACAUGGAUAUUCUAAUCCAAGCUUUGCACUCCAAAGGACACAAUAUAACCAUCGUGCGUUCCAGUAAAAGCUGGUACAUCAAGGAUAAGUCUUCUUAUUACAAUGCCUUCACAGUUCAAGUUGAGAGGAGCUUAGAUCAAACAUUUAUUUCAAAACUGGUAUCUGACGUCAUUAAAUUUGAUAGGGGGGCGCUUCCUUUGACGAGUUUUCUCCACACGAGUGUAGGAAUGAUUGGCACAUUUGUUGACGCUCACAAAUUGGUGGGUGAAUAUGUAUCUGCAAUGUUAGAUGAUCAAGAAUUGAUGAGAAACAUGAAGGAUAGCAAGUUUGAUCUUGUACUCACUGACCCCUGCUGGGGUGGUGGAGUCAUAUUAGCCAAAUAUUUGAACCUUCCUUUGGUUUAUAAUGUUCGCUGGCUAAUAGCUGGAGAAGGUCAUUUUUCUAUUGCUCCUUCACCUCUGUCAUAUAUUCCUAUUACAGGAUCUGGUUACACUGAUAAGAUGAUGUUUUUGGAGAGAGUUAAAAACAUGGUUAUGUAUCUAAUAACCCAAAUGCAACAUACUAUAGUGAUUAAGCAGGUAUACCAGAAAAUAUGUGACAAAUAUCUUGGGCCAGAUAAUGACUAUCAUCAGUUAAAUAUUGACGCGGAUCUGUGGCUCAUGAGAGUGGAUUUUGUAUUUGAAUAUCCUCGUCCCACCAUGCCUAAUAUUAUCUAUAUGGGAGGGUUCCAGUGUAAACCUGCAAAACAUCUGCCUCAACACCUGGAGGAGUUUGUCCAGAGUUCAGGGGAACAUGGAGUCAUCAUAAUGUCUCUGGGGACUUUUGUAAAUGAUCUUCCUGCGGACCUAGCAAACAACAUAGCUGCAGCUUUUGCCACAUUACCUCAGAAAGUUAUCUGGAGUUAUAAAGGUGACAGACCAGCUGCUCUGGGCAACAACACUAUAGUAGUUGACUGGAUGCCACAGAAUGACCUUUUAGGACAUCCCAAAACUAAACUUUUUGUGGCUCAUGGAGGAACAAAUGGUGUUCAAGAAGCAAUUUAUCAUGGAGUGCCAGUUGUGGGCAUACCACUGUUUUUUGACCAAUAUGACAACCUGCUGCGUCUGAAAGACAGGGGAGCAGCUAAGAUUCUAUCCAUUAGCACAGUGGACAAAGACAACAACUUCCUGAAUGCCAUACAGGAAGUACUGAAUGAGCCCUCCUACAGGAUUAACAUGCAGAGACUCUCCAGGCUGCACAGAGAUCAGCCAAUGAAGCCACUCGAUACCGCCAUCUUUUGGAUAGAGUUUGUCAUGAGACACAAAGGAGCAGCUCACUUGAAAGCACAGUCCUACAGACUGCCCUGGUAUUCCUACCACUCUGUAGAUGUGUUUUUGUUCAUGGCUGUAGCUAUGCUUCUUGUUCUUUCAACAAUUUUUAUCUUGAUUAGGUGUCUAUACACUGCAAUGUGCAAACAUAAAGUGAAAUGCGAUUAAUCCUUCAAAGGAUAUACAUUGUUCAAUAUUAAAUUGGGCUUUACUCAUUUUGAGAUUAAAACCUUUGCUUAGCUGUCAAUCAAUGGAACAUUUUGAUGAUCACUAAGCAAUGGCAUUAUUUUUUAAAGGCAAUAUUUUAUAGUUAUUUUAAUAUUCAUUUGUUUUAUUAUGUGGAUGAACUACAUGGUUGUUGUUAUCUUCAAUCUGCUUUAAGUAGGACACUUUAUAAAUAAAACACUAGAAAGAAUAUCUUAAUUGAGUGAUACUUUAUUAGUCCCAGUAGGGUAAUUUAUGCUGUCUUUAUGACCCCUGUUCAAGGGUAAUUGCAAGAUUGCUUCCAAUACCCAGUGUUUAAGACAGGAACACAGGAAUUGUCCCAGAUAAGCCCACGCUCUGUAAUUUUUCCUUACUUACUUGAGCAAACUGUAUUAAAAUCUGCUUUUUAAUGUACCUCUAUGAAAAGUAAAUGAAAGAAAUUUGUGUCUGAUUGGUCCCAAAUUUAU
Molecule: messenger RNA, 2179 nt
Organism: Scomber scombrus (Atlantic mackerel)
Lineage: Eukaryota; Metazoa; Chordata; Actinopteri; Scombriformes; Scombridae
Product: UDP-glucuronosyltransferase 2C1-like
Exons: 2
Coding region: 93-1676 (527 amino acids)
Molecular function (GO): UDP-glycosyltransferase activity
Source: RefSeq, a predicted model, not a curated record